UCCUUUGACUACUAUGCCGAAAUCCCCAGCUCCACCGAUGCACCGAUCCCUGGCUCCAGCCAGAAGGAGUCAGUCUUCAUGAGGCUAAACAACCGGAUCAAAGCCCUGGAGGUGAACAUGUCACUCAGUGGCCGUUACCUGGAACAGCUCAGUCAGAGAUAUCGAAAGCAGAUGGAGGAGAUGCAGAAGGCUUUCAAUAAAACCAUCAUUAAACUCCAGAACACGUCAAGGAUGGCUGAAGAACAGGAUCAGAAACAGACCGAGUCUAUACAGGUGCUGCAGAGGCAGCUGGAGAACGUGACUCAGCUCGUCCUUAACCUGUCACUGCAAGUGAGCCAGCUACAGAGAGAGGUCUCUGACAGGCACAGCUACCUGCUGCUGUGUGUGGUCCUCGGCUUGCUCAUCUGCAUCGUCAUCUGUGUUAAUUACUGUCGCAUGUCGGCUGAGAAUCUCUCGACAGAACCUGACACAUACGUACCAAACUCCUACAGCUACUGCUGCCCUGACAGAGAUUCCCCUGAUGAGGACGUGAACCCAAAGCGGAGAGCAUCUUAUCCAUUUGCACAGUCAUCCCUGCAAAUCGCAACCACUGAAGGUCCAAGUGAAGCAUAUAAUGUAGAAACUCGGAGGAAUUCAACCGGGAGUAAAAGGAAAAAGCGCUGUAAAAUGAAAUCUGGCAGAAAGCCAGAGACGAUAACUCCCACGCUACUCUCCACCCUUUCAGUCCCCAAUGGAGGAUUGCGGUGUAAUGACCACCGUCCUCACAAUCUGGACUUAAAGCUGCCACCUCGUAGCCUCGUCCCUCCUCCCUUCUCCUUCAGAGACUCCUCGUCAGAGGGAAGCUCCGAAGACUCCUCCCAGUCAGACGAGCCUUCAUUCUGCGGUAUCGCCUCCUGCAGCCGCCUCUGUGAUCCUCUGCCUGCUGCAAAGAGCUGCUCCAAAAAGAGGAACCGCUUGAAAAAGAGGAGCACCGUACUCAAGCAGCUUCUUCAGCCUGUGCAGUGUAACGGCCCGCCGGUCGCGGCUAAGUUCACCCUGCGUGGCUUGAUCACAGGCUCCACAGAGCUGAACACGAACAGGCCAGGAGUCCCAUUGCUUCCUAAAAAGAACAGUUAUAACUGACAAUGCUAACGAUGCUGAUCUCUAUAGCCACUGCUGAUUGGUAGCUACUAGGUAAGCUACACUGUUAGCUUUAACUCCUGUGGUAAUGUGGUUAUUCUGUGGAUGUAGGAAAUAUGCCCACAAGGUUUUGGACAUUGGGACAAUCAUCGAUCAUCAUCUGCCUAGCAGACUGGAAUCAGUCAAAGUCAAAAUCACGAUUAAAACAUGAUUUAAAAUGUCCGAAUACGCUGCUGUUUUUAGAAGGGAGAAUCAUUUGCACAGUUUUUAAAUUGGUAAGGCUUGCUUAUGCUUUACAUUGUUUUUUAGACUUUUUGUGUGACUCGGUCAAAUGCAGAUUAUUUGUUAAUUGCAAAAUGUUGCUAUUUUUAUAAAAAUGAAUCAGAAACUGUG
Molecule: messenger RNA, 1512 nt
Organism: Ictalurus furcatus (blue catfish)
Lineage: Eukaryota; Metazoa; Chordata; Actinopteri; Siluriformes; Ictaluridae
Product: SUN domain-containing ossification factor-like
Exons: 7
Coding region: 79-1122 (347 amino acids)
Biological process (GO): protein folding in endoplasmic reticulum; regulation of bone remodeling
Cellular component (GO): membrane; cytoplasm
Source: RefSeq, a predicted model, not a curated record